AUGAUGCUUCACUUGUUAGUAUACCUGAGCCCUCUCCUCUUCCUUCCCACUCACGCGGCGCCCCGGUCGUCCAGCAGAUCUGUGCGCGCGCCAGCGGCCAAGGUUCGACUUGCUGGAGUCGGGCGGCGGGAAAACGAGGGGCGCGUGGAGGUUCUUCACAACAGCACCUGGGGAACUGUAUGUGACGACGAAGUCGAUAUUCAACUGGCAAACGUCGUGUGUAGAGAACUGGGCUUCCAAAGCGGCAUAACAUGGGCACACAGUGCGAAAUACGGCGAGGGCGAUGGUCCUAUUUGGAUGGAUAACGUGCGUUGUGUGGGCACUGAGAAAACGUUGAAAGAUUGCAAAUCUAAUGGAUGGGGGGUCCAUGACUGCAAGCAUUCUGAGGACCUGGGAGUUGUGUGUAGCACUGAAAGGAGGAUGGAUCAAGUACAUCGUGGAGUUCCUCGAAGAGGCCAUGAAAUUGCCCUGAGAACCAACAUUACCACCUCAAACCACUGGCAAGACAUUUACAACCCAAGACCACCUGCCUAUCAUGGGCACGGCAAUGGACACACACAGGACUUUCCAGGUCAGGGCCAUUUUUCAAGACCACAGCUACACAACCCGUCUGGCAGCAAGGUGAGAAUUGAGGAGGUGCGCCUGCGCCCCAUCCUUAUGUCGACCAAAAAACAUGUCCUUGUCACAGAGGGAGUAGUGGAAGUGAAGCAUGCUGGGAGAUGGAGGCAAGUGUGUGACAAAGGCUGGAGCCUGAACAGCAGUAGAGUCGUCUGUGGCAUGCUGGGAUUCCCCGAUGCGAAGCAGCCCAGAAUGAGCAGCUAUAUAAAAAUAUGGGAUAAGAAAGUCAAGGAUCCAUCUACCAGGUUAAGCAUUAUGAUGAAAAAGAAGGGCUUCUGGGUAGAGAAAAUCAACUGUCUUGGCAUUGAACCCAGCCUGACUGAAUGCCACGCUCAGCUGUCCAUACCCCGUAGCCACACCCCCUGCAAGAAUGGCCGCCACGCUGUGGUCCAUUGUGUACCAGGUCCCCAGUUUGCACGUAUAUCCUCAGGAAGACCUCAGGCCCCUCACCCUCACCAGUUAGCGGUGCGGCUAAAGGCAGGGCCACGCCUUGGGGAGGGCCGAGUGGAGGUUCUUCGUGAAGGAAAAUGGGGUACCGUGGUUGACCACCUCUGGGACCGCAUCUCUGCCAGCGUGGUUUGCAGGGAGCUGGGCUUCGGAACUGCCAAAGAGGCCCUCGGUGGAGCGUACAUGGGCCAGGGCACAGGGCCCAUCCAUAUGAAUUCGGUACAGUGUAGAGGCACAGAACGUUCAAUUUUGGACUGUUACUACCAAGACGUGCCUCUCUGGACCUUCAAACACAGCCAAGAUGCCUCUGUCAAGUGCAAUGUUCCCAAUACAGGGCUAGGAGCCACGGUGCGGUUGGCAGGGGGCAGACAGGUGGGAGAGGGUCGUGUGGAGGUUUUAAUGGAGGUGGGAGGCAGAAAACGCUGGGGAGCAGUGUGCAGCGAGAACUGGGGUAUUAACGAGGCCAUGGUGGUAUGCAGACAGCUGGGAUACGGCUUUGCCUCACGUGCCCAUCAGGAAACAUGGUAUUGGCCUGGGGACCCUAAUGCAGAGGAGGUGAUCCUGAGCGGGACUCACUGUGUGGGAACAGAGCUCUCCAUCCAGCACUGCAGACGAAACAGCUACGUGCACUGUCCCCGCGGUGGAGGUGCCAAAGCGGCAGGAGUCACCUGUUCUGAGACUGCUCCUGACUUGGUCGUCGAUGCCCAGCUGGUACAGGAGACGGCAUACCUGGAGGACAGGCCGCUGCAUCUGCUGACCUGUGCCCACGAGGAGAACUGCCUGUCUUCCUCCGCCAACCGCAUGCAAUGGCCCUACGGCCACCGUCGCCUGCUACGCUUCUCGUCCCGCAUCAUGAACCUGGGAAGGGCGGACUUCCGCCCGCGUGCCACCCGGGAGUCCUGGACCUGGCAUCAGUGCCACAGGCACUACCAUAGCAUUGAAGUGUUCACACACUAUGACCUGCUCACUCUCAAUGGAACCCGAGUAGCUGAGGGUCACAAAGCCAGUUUCUGUCUGGAGGACACUUACUGCCCUGAGGGACUUCACAAACGCUUCUCAUGUUACAACUACGGAGAUCAAGGGAUUUCUGUGGGCUGCUGGGAUACCUACCGCCACGACAUUGACUGUCAGUGGGUAGACAUCACUGACGUCAGGCCUGGAGACUAUAUCUUCCAGGUGGAGGUCAACCCAACCCUGGAUAUGGCAGAAUCAGAUUUUAUGAAUAAUGUCAUGCGUUGUCGAUGCAAAUAUGAUGGACACAGAGUCUACUUGUACGGCUGUCAUGCAGGAGAUGCUUACAGUGCUGAGGUUGAGGACCUGUUUGAACACCAGCGACAGAUCACCAAUAACUUCAUCUAA
Molecule: messenger RNA, 2424 nt
Organism: Chanos chanos (milkfish)
Lineage: Eukaryota; Metazoa; Chordata; Actinopteri; Gonorynchiformes; Chanidae
Gene: loxl4
Product: lysyl oxidase-like 4
Exons: 14
Coding region: 1-2424 (807 amino acids)
Biological process (GO): peptidyl-lysine oxidation; collagen fibril organization
Cellular component (GO): membrane
Molecular function (GO): copper ion binding; protein-lysine 6-oxidase activity
Source: RefSeq, a predicted model, not a curated record